AUGUCGAUGCCUGACGCGAUGCCGCUGCCCGGGGUCGGCGAGGAGCGGAAGCAGGCCAAGGAGAUCGAGGACGCCGAGAAGUACUCCUUCAUGGCCACCGUCACCAAGGCGCCCAAGAAGCAAAUCCAGUUUGCUGAUGACAUGCAGGAGUUCACCAAGUUCCCCACCAAGACAGGCCGCCGCUCUCUGUCGAGGUCCAUCUCUCAGUCCUCCACCGACAGCUACAGCUCAGCGGCGUCCUACACCGACAGCUCUGAUGAUGAGGUCUCCCCCCGGGAUAAGCAGCAAACCAACUCCAAGGGCAGCAGCAAUUUCUGCGUGAAGAACAUCAAGCAGGCGGAAUUUGGACGCCGGGAGAUUGAGAUCGCAGAGCAAGACAUGUCUGCUCUGAUUUCACUCAGGAAACGCGCUCAGGGGGAGAAGCCCUUGGCUGGUGCUAAAAUAGUGGGCUGUACACACAUCACAGCCCAGACUGCGGUGUUGAUUGAGACGCUGUGUGCGCUGGGGGCCCAGUGCCGCUGGUCUGCCUGCAACAUCUACUCCACGCAGAACGAAGUGGCUGCAGCGCUGGCUGAGGCGGGAGUUGCCGUGUUCGCGUGGAAGGGCGAGUCGGAAGACGACUUCUGGUGGUGCAUCGACCGCUGUGUGAACAUGGACGGCUGGCAAGCCAACAUGAUCCUGGAUGAUGGGGGAGACUUAACCCACUGGGUUUAUAAGAAGUAUCCAAACGUGUUUAAGAAGAUCCGAGGCAUUGUGGAAGAGAGCGUGACUGGUGUGCACAGGCUGUAUCAGCUCUCCAAAGCGGGGAAGCUCUGUGUUCCAGCCAUGAACGUCAAUGAUUCUGUUACCAAACAGAAGUUUGAUAACUUGUACUGCUGCCGAGAGUCCAUUCUGGAUGGCCUGAAGAGGACCACAGACGUGAUGUUUGGGGGGAAGCAGGUGGUGGUGUGUGGCUACGGUGAGGUGGGGAAGGGCUGCUGUGCUGCUCUCAAGGCCCUCGGCGCCAUCGUCUACAUCACGGAGAUCGACCCCAUCUGUGCUCUGCAGGCCUGCAUGGACGGGUUCAGGGUGGUAAAGCUCAGUGAAGUCAUCCGGCAAGUGGACGUGGUGAUCACCUGCACAGGAAAUAAGAACGUGGUGACGCGGGAGCAUCUGGACCGCAUGAAAAACAGCUGUAUCGUGUGCAACAUGGGCCACUCCAACACGGAGAUUGAUGUGACCAGCCUGCGCACCCCAGAGCUGACGUGGGAGCGGGUCCGUUCUCAGGUGGACCAUGUCAUCUGGCCAGACGGCAAGCGUGUCGUCCUGCUGGCAGAGGGGCGCCUGCUCAACCUGAGCUGCUCCACAGUCCCCACCUUUGUCCUGUCCAUCACGGCCACCACACAGGCUUUGGCGCUGAUAGAGCUCUACAAUGCCCCCGAGGGACGCUACAAGCAAGACGUGUACUUGCUGCCCAAGAAAAUGGAUGAGUACGUUGCCAGCUUGCACCUGCCAUCAUUUGAUGCCCACCUGACAGAGCUGACAGAUGACCAAGCAAAAUACCUGGGACUCAACAAAAAUGGGCCAUUCAAACCCAAUUAUUACAGAUACUAA
Pipistrellus nathusii (Nathusius's pipistrelle) is the source of this 1593-nucleotide messenger RNA. NCBI's taxonomy places the organism in Eukaryota, Metazoa, Chordata, Mammalia, Chiroptera, Vespertilionidae. The record is from the annotation of a GenBank genome assembly.